Molecule: messenger RNA, 225 nt
Organism: Meloidogyne enterolobii
Lineage: Eukaryota; Metazoa; Nematoda; Chromadorea; Rhabditida; Meloidogynidae
Source: the annotation of a GenBank genome assembly
AUGAUAGAAAAUAUUGACAAACAAAAGGAAUUAAUAUUAAAUAAACACCACAAACAAUUUGGAAUUAAAAAUGAAAAUAAUUCGGAAAUUUGGUCUGCCUGGAAUGGAACUUGUCAACAUUUUGCAAGUAGUCAACCCUGCAAAGAUGGGCAAGUAAUUGGUUUUGAAUCUCGUGAAUGUAUUGCUAAGGACCCCCUUUUUUGUAAAGGACCUUUCUUUAGGUAA